AUGAUGUAUUCUGCUGUCGAUUCAAACGACGAUCAGAAUGUAAGUUAUUUCAGUUAUUUGAAGUAUAAUAAUUCAUUUUUGGUUUAGACAAAUUAUGACUCUCCCCAACAAAUUAGAUCAAUGUUGCCAUCCAAUGGUGAACCUAAACAAGAUUAUGGCGAUCCAUUGAUGUCUUAUCAAAAACCUUAUGAUCAAAAUCAUCCCUCUUCUUCAUCGAUGCAAAAUAUUUUUCAUCAAGAAAACGUUCAAAACGAAUCGUCAAGGUUUGAAUUAAUCUUUCCACUUAUGUUAUUCUAUAUUUAAUAUUUCAGCCAAAAUGUUCGUUAUUAUUCAUGGGCCGAUCGCAAACCACAAAAUCUUCUUCCAAGCUCGGAACCAAUGCCUCGACCAAUGACACAUCAAGAUAGACCAACAGGGUUGCGCCAUUUUUCAACAAAAGUUUGUGAAAAAGUUAAACAAAAAGGAUUGACAAAUUAUAAUGAAGUAGCCGAUGAAUUAGUAGCUGAAUAUUUCGAAAACAACAUGAUUCAUCAAGUAGAUGUCGUCAAACAAGAGUUUGAUAUGAAGAACAUUCGUCGACGAGUUUACGAUGCUUUGAAUGUUUUAUUAGCUAUGAACAUCAUCACAAAAAAUAAGAAAGAUAUCAGAUGGCUCGGAUUGCCAGCCUCAUCUGCGCAAGAAAUCACGAGGUUGGAAGAAGAGAAAAAACGAAGAGAGCAAAGUAUCAAGUCAAAGCUGGAAACAUUGCAAGAAAUGAUUGUUCAACUUGUCACAUACAAAAACUUGGUUGCAAAAAAUCGAGAUAUUGAAAAAGUUCAGGGUCGACCAGAUCAAAACUCACUUCUUUAUCUUCCAUUCCUCAUUGUCAAUACAAACAAAGAGUUAGUUUUGUAUUCAUUUACAACAAAUUAAACCAUUACAUUUUUCAGCGCAUUGGUCGAUUGUAGUGUUUCGAGUGACAAAUCAGAGUAUCUCUUCUCAUUCGAUAAACCAUUUGAAAUUCAUGACGAUAUCGAAAUUCUCAAAAGUUAGUUCACAAUGGAAUAUUGAAAUCAUAGUUUUCAUUUAUUUAUUUAGAAUUGGAUUUGGCUUGCGGUCUCGAUAAUGGAACAUCAACUCCAGAACAGCUUACACUUGCAAAAAGUCAUCUUCCUCCUUUGAUUCGACCAUAUGUAGAUGAUAUUAUCGAAAGUAAGUCGGAAUAAUGAAAACUCCAACUAAAAAAAUCUUGAUUUAGGAUAUAAAAAAGCGGAACUGGAAAAAGAACAACGAGAAUUAGAAGAGCAACGAAAACGUCAUAGAGAGUAAGAUUUCAAAAAUAGUGUUUUCGAUCAUCGUUAUUUGUUUUCAGAGAAAUCAUGGAGAAAAACGGAGCAAUGUACUUGCAAAGAGCACAAAUGAGUACGUUUCCCAAUUAUUAUUGAUAUUUUUCCAAAUAAAAUGUUUUAGGCGAUCCAAUGGCUGAAUAUCACGUGGAAAGACAACAUGAACAAGCUGUCAUGAGAAGAAAUACACGUCCGACAGUUCCACAAAUACGUCCACAAACAACUCAAGUUGUUCGACAAAUUGUUGGACAUCAACAAAACACUCAACAUAAUGGAAAUGUUAUUCAAAGACAACGCUAUUACGUUCAAAAACCAGGUGGAAUGCUUCAACAAGUUGUGAAGGUACGUUUUUCAGCUCGAAAAUUUCAAAGUGAUGUCCAACCUUUUUUUUAAAGACUGAAAAUAAUCCAUCGUCAUCUGCUCCACACCAUGUUCGACAAAUUCAACCAACUCAACAAGUUAGACAGAUUUCUCGUCCAUAUCCAAGUCAACAACAAAUUGGUGAACGUCGUCUUGUUACUGGAACAAAUGCCGCUGGACAACCAGUCAAAUACUAUGUUGCUUCGAAUACUGGACAACAACAAGGUUAUAAAUAUGUAACUGUUCCUCACAAAGUUACAACUGUUCGCGCAGCUGGCGGCGGCGGUCCAGUUGUAUCUGGAAUGGGAGGACAAACACAGCAAAGAGUUGUUUAUACUUCACAACAGCCAGUUCAAUCAGGACAACGAAUUGUAAUUUUUCGUUGACGGUGAAAUGUAUGAACGUGUUUUUUUUACAGAUCCAGCGUGUUUACACGGGUCCUCCAGGUCAACCUGGAAGUUCACCGACAGUUCGAAAAAUUGUUAAACGUAUUGUGGUGCCAAGUAAAGGUGGAAUUCAAGGUGCUCCGCAUAUUGUACGGAAAAUUGAUUCUCAAGGUGAGCUUUUGCAGGGACAGAGAAUAUUUGAUAGUUAUUUAUAGAGAAAUAUCAUUUUUCGGAAAGAUUCCAGAAUUUCAAAUGAAAUUUUUCACGCUAAAAAGUUCACGCUCAUUGUUAAUUUAGGUUUAUUCGUUUUGAGUAUUGUAAUUAAAUUAUUUACUGUUCAAUUUUGGUAGAAAUUUGUGCCCGUUUAUUUGAAAAAAUUCCCAAUUUUGUAUUUUUAUAGGUAAUGUUGUUCAACAACGUGUUGUUACUCAACAUCAGCACCAACCACAAAUCUAUCAAAGAGUUGUUCAUCAACCACAACAAAAUCAUAUGGUACUUCAUCAACAAUCUCAACAGCAUCAAAAUCAUUAUCAAACUCAACAAUAUCAUCAAAUUCAACAGCAACAACAACAUGAACCAAUGAGUUCUCAACAAUCUGAUAUGUUGCAACAACAGCAACAACAGGUUAGUUAUCAAUCGAAAAUACUUGAAGAUUCGAAACUAAUUUUUCCAGGAAGAUGUACAAUUCGAUGAUUUUUAUGAUAUGACAGAUGAUCAAUUGAUGGGAAGAGAUUCAUCGCAUGAUUUGAAUUUCCAAUAA
This is a messenger RNA of Caenorhabditis angaria, 2831 nucleotides long. The record is from the annotation of a GenBank genome assembly. Lineage: Eukaryota; Metazoa; Nematoda; Chromadorea; Rhabditida; Rhabditidae.